Messenger RNA from Fusarium mangiferae, 1026 nucleotides. RefSeq lists its product as uncharacterized. NCBI's taxonomy places the organism in Eukaryota, Fungi, Ascomycota, Sordariomycetes, Hypocreales, Nectriaceae. Bases 1 to 1026 code for a protein of 341 amino acids. The record is from RefSeq and is a predicted model, not a curated record. The transcript has a single exon.
AUGCGUUUCUCCGCUUCCGCUGCUGCUCUGGCCAUGGCCACCACCGUCUCGGCCCACGCUCAGGUCUAUGGCCUCUGGGUCAACGGCGAGGACCAGGGUGAUGGACGCAACGUCUACAUCCGAUCUCCCGCCAGCAACUCUCCCGUCAAGGACCUCACCAGCCCUGACCUCGUCUGCAACGUCAACGGUGGCAAGGCUGCCCCUAAGUUCGUCAAGGCUGCUUCCGGUGACGAGCUCACCUUCGAGUGGUACCACGAUAACCGUGGAGAUGAUAUCAUCGAUGGCAGCCACAAGGGUCCCAUCAUCACCUACAUUGCUCCCUACACCGAGAACGACGGCACUGGUGCUAUCUGGACCAAGAUCGCUGAGGACGGUUACGAUGGCAGUGAGUGGGCUGUUGACAAGCUCAUCAAGGCCAAGGGCAAGUCCACCUUCACUCUUCCCUCUGCCCUGAAGGCUGGCAAGUACAUUGUCCGCCAGGAGAUCAUCGCUCACCAUGAGUCCGAUGUUGCCUACGCCUCCAACCCCGCUCGCGGUGCUCAGUUCUACCCCUCUUGCGCUCAGGUUGAGGUCACUGGCUCCGGCACUGCUGUCCCUGAUGAGAAGUUCGACUUCAACAAGGGCUACACCUCCACUGAUAAGGGCAUUGUCUUCAACCUCUACGGUUCUUACACCACCUACGACAUCCCCGGCCCUGCUGUCUGGAAGGGUACCUCUUCCGGCUCCGACUCCGGCUCCACUCCCGAGACUCCUGCUGCCACUUCCGCCGCCGCUGAGGCCCCCGCCGCUACCUCCGCCGCUACCUCCGCUGCUGCUGAGGCCCCUGCUGCUACCCAGCCCGCUGGUGGCAACGCCGGCUCCGAGACUCAGGCUCCCGCCCCUACUCCUACCUUCGCCACCAUUGUCCGACCCUCCGAGGGUGCCUCUGCUCCCACUGAGGCUCCUUCUGCUCCCGUCACUCCCCCCAAGACCGGCUGCUCUUCCAAGCGCCGCCGUGCUCGCCGCGCUGCCCGCCGAUCUCUGUAA